AUGGCCGACGAGGAAACCAAAGAAACUAUAAAGAUGCUGGUAGAGCAAAUAAAUCAGCUAAAAUCAUCAUUGGCAGCUUCCACACAUGCUGGAACCCAUAUGAAUAAUUCUGCGGGAGCUGCGAUAUCCUCAUGUGUGCAGCCGCCAAAACCGUUAAACAUCGAAGGCGAUCCAUCAAAGACAUGGAAAAUAUGGUUACAACACUUCGAAUGGUUUGAACAAGCAGUAAAUCUCGGAUUGAAAAGCAAUGACCAGCAAAUAUCCACGUUCAUGAUGGUGAUUGGGUCAAACUGGUUCGAGAUAUAUAAUAACUGGCCACUGGAGAAACAUUGA
Messenger RNA from Phaedon cochleariae (mustard beetle), 333 nucleotides. The record is from the annotation of a GenBank genome assembly. NCBI's taxonomy places the organism in Eukaryota, Metazoa, Arthropoda, Insecta, Coleoptera, Chrysomelidae.